UAUCUAGUGUGAGGACUUUCAACUCCAACUUUAUUGACAGUCUCUCAGAGAACAGAAUUUAAAUAUAUCUAAUGACCAUUCUGCACUUGAAAUGGGAUUUUUUAAUACAUAAAACUCCCCGCCCAGCUGUCACAAACGACUGUGGCCCUUGUCACAAACGACUUUUCAGUAAUUUCCCUUAGGCUUGCCUUCCUGUAGGCGCAAGCAUGAUGGUUAUAAGUCCUGAAUAGGGAGGGGCCACAGCAGUAGGGAGGGAGGGAGGUAGGGAGGUGGUUGGGAGGGAGGGAGGGAGGGAGGGGCCUGGGAACUUGUGUGUUGCGGAACCAUAGUCCCAUGCUCCGAAGUUCCCUAGGACUUGGAUCGGCUUCUUGGUCCAGUGGUUACCGGAAUUUCCUGUUUCGUUCCAUGUGAGACCAGGAGCGGCCAAGAUGUCGGAGAAGAAAAGUUUACGGGGCAAGCGUCAGCAGACCUUGGAUCACUGCUUGAAGGAGCUGAGCACUGCCACUGCUCACCCAGAGCAGUUCCUUACUGUUCAAAAUGGAUUGGCUGUAAAUUUUACAUUUUUAACAAAAACGCUUUAUGAUUUACAUAAAACAUUCAAGACUGAUGUCGUUCUUGGGAGCCCUUUAAAAGAACUGGUGAUAGAAGACUUUGAUGAUGAGCAGAUUUGGCAGCAACUGGAAUUGCAGAAUGAACCAGUUUUACAAUACUUCAAAAAAGCCGUUAAUGGAAGCAUUAAAGACGAGAAACUCUGUCUUCUUCCAGAGAGUGAAGAGGUUGACUCAGAGAUGGAUGUUGACAAUGAGGAAAAAAUAGAACAGCAUUCAAACUUGAAGGAAAAGUCAAAUCUAGUUAAUGAUAGCCUUAAAGAAGAGAGUAAGAAAAAUAAAAAGUUAGAUAAAAUUGAUGUUGAGAAAAGUUCAGAUUUUAGUGAUGAAGAUUCUGACCUUAACUUUGAUAUUGAUAAAUUAGAACAACAAAACAACAAGUCAAAAGUGUUUAUUAAAUCAAAAGAGAAAUCCAUAGUAGAUGAUAAAUUUUUUAAGUUGUCUGAAAUGGAGUCCUUCUUGGAAGAUAUAGAAAAAGAGGAGAGAGAAAAAAAGGAAGAUGACGAAGAAGAGGAAGUUAAUUAUUUUGAAGAAAUUAUGUCUGAUGAAGAUGGUGACCUAUUUACAGACUCUCCAAAAAAGUCAGGUAAAAGUUCCAGAAAUCUAAAGUACAAAGAUUUCUUUGACCCAAUUGAAAAUGAAGGUAUAGCAAGUGAUAAUGAUGAACUGAGUCUGGAUGGGGAUGAAGAUGAAGUCAGUGAAGAAGAUUAUGAAGGAAUUUCAGAAGAGGAGGAAGAUAGUGAAAAUAUGAGAGUACAACUUGAAGAAAUGAAAAAACAACUUGAAGAUGUGAAAAGAGUAACCUUUGCCUUGCCUGAUGACAGAGAAACCGAAGACACAGAUAUUUCCAGGAAAAAGAAUAGUUCUGAUGAAAUAAAAUCCUCUUUUGAACAAAGACAGGAAAAGAUGGCAGAAAGAAUUAAAUCUUUAGAGAAAGAGUUGCUGGAACAGAAACCUUGGCAGCUUCAAGGGGAAGUGACAGGACAAAAGAGACCAGAAAACAGCCUUCUAGAGGAAACGUUACACUUUGACCAUGCAGUCAGGAUGGCACCUGUGAUUACUGAAGAAACCACUUUACAACUUGAGGAUAUCAUUAAACAAAGAAUAAGAGAUCAGGCUUGGGAUGAUGUGGUACGCAAAGAAAAACCAAAGGAGGAGGCAUUUGAAUAUAAGAAACGUUUAACAUUAGACCAUGAAAAGAGUAAAUUGAGCCUUGCAGAGAUUUAUGAGCAAGAAUACCUCAAACUUAACCAGCAAAAGAAAGAAGAGGAAGAAAACCCAGAGCAUGUAGAAAUUCAGAAGAUGAUGGAUUUACUCUUUCAAAAAUUGGAUGCUCUUUCUGACUUUCAUUUUACACCUAAGCCACCUGUUCCAGAGGUUAAAAUUGUCUCUAACCUUCCUGCUAUCACUAUGGAGGAAGUAGCACCUGUACAUGUUAGUGAUGCAGCUCUUCUAGCUCCGGAAGAAAUCAAGGAGAAAAAUAAGGCAGGUGACAUAAAAACAGAUGCAGAAAAAUCUGCUACAGACAAGAAACGAGAACGAAGAAAGAAGAAAUAUCAGAAGCGUAUGAAAUUAAGAGCAAAGGAAAAACGGCAACAAUUGUUAGCAAAGACCAAGCCUGAGCAGGCUGAAAAAUUAAACAAAGCAGCAGCAUCUGCACAAUUAAAGAAACUAACUAAAACAGGCAAAGCAUCUAUCCUAAAGGAUGAAGGUAAAGAUAAGGCCUUGAAGUCUUCUCAAGCAUUCUUUUCUCAAUUACAAGAUCAAGUGAAAAUGCAAAUCCAGGAUGCCAAGAAAACACAAAAGAAGCAGAAAAAGAAAAAAGAAAUUUCUGUGCAUAAACUCAAACUGUAACAUAUUUUAUCAUAAUGUAAAUAUUAAACUAAGUAAAUAUUG
Monodelphis domestica (gray short-tailed opossum) is the source of this 2504-nucleotide messenger RNA. RefSeq names its product M-phase phosphoprotein 10 (gene MPHOSPH10). Gene Ontology annotation, biological process: rRNA processing. NCBI's taxonomy places the organism in Eukaryota, Metazoa, Chordata, Mammalia, Didelphimorphia, Didelphidae. The record is from RefSeq and is a predicted model, not a curated record. Gene Ontology annotation, cellular component: small-subunit processome; sno(s)RNA-containing ribonucleoprotein complex; Mpp10 complex.